This is a messenger RNA of Archocentrus centrarchus (flier cichlid), 8159 nucleotides long. RefSeq names its product protein shisa-7-like. The transcript has 8 exons. Lineage: Eukaryota; Metazoa; Chordata; Actinopteri; Cichliformes; Cichlidae. The record is from RefSeq and is a predicted model, not a curated record. The coding region runs from base 226 to 2256 and encodes 676 amino acids. Gene Ontology annotation, cellular component: postsynaptic density; AMPA glutamate receptor complex; dendritic spine membrane. Gene Ontology annotation, biological process: regulation of short-term neuronal synaptic plasticity; regulation of AMPA receptor activity.
GAGGGCCUAACACACUCAAAGACCUCAAUGUUUACAAACGCUGCUUAUGAAGGAUUUGUAUUCACAGAGAAAUGUUUACAUGCAGAUGAAGGAGUGACGCCGUGAAUCUGCUGAGGAUUGGUUCAUCAGACAGGACUUUUAUAAGCCACCGAUUGGAGCGGCUCGCUGACGUUUGGAGCCGUUUGUGACACUUUUUUUUUGGCUUGAGAACUUUGUGAUAAAACAAUGACGUCUAAAAUAUUAAAAGGGAUGCUUUGCUUGUCCCUUGUUCCCUUGCUUUUGUCCUGCCUCGCUGUUUCCACUGUAACCAUCACCACUCGGCGACAUGCAGUCGAUGAUGACAUCAGGACUCUGACCGGCGGCGGCGGCUCUGCCGCGGCUGCUAAAACAGGCACCACCUUGUUCCUCCUGACGGGCUACAAGCCGCCGCUCCCACCGCUGCCUGCCGGACCCAAAGUGCCGCCGAAAGCGGCCGAGGUGGAGGACGGGGAUGAUCCACCGGUGAUGGCUGAGCUCCCACCAAAGCCCCUCCCUCAGACCAUGUUGCCAAGGAACGUGACGGCGGCUCUGAAGCCUCCGCUCAGUGCGGUCCAGGUGGCUCCACCCCCGAGACAGCUGGUGGACGUGGACGUGUGCAGGGGUUACUUCGACGUGAUGGGGCACUUUGACAGCACGUUCAACUGCUCCCAGGGCAGCUACAUCUACUGCUGCGGCACCUGUCACUACCGCUUCUGCUGCGAGCACCAGAGGAGCCGGCUGGACCAGGACUCCUGCAACAACUACAAGUCCCCGGUCUGGGCCGACCCGCAGGUCCCCGUCACCGUGCCCGCGUUGAAGCCCGACCCCGACUUUGAGACGCUUCAGCAGCAGAGCAGCAGUACGGCCUAUGUGAUCGGAGGCGUGAUCUCCUUCACUGUGGUGGUGGCCGUGGGCGUCAGGAUUGCCUUCAGCAAGGUGGCUCGUCGACCCCGAAACCGAGACAUCAACAUGCCCAGAUCACUGGUGGAUAUCUUACGUCACCAGUCGAGCCCCGUGCAGCAGGGCGAGAGGAACAACACCACAAUGCUGACCACCACCACCUCAGACGGACGCACGUCCAAAAGCCUGUACACCCCCAUCCUGCAGAUCAAGGACAACCGCACUGGGAACUUGCACCACCAUUUUAACCAGCAGGGGUCUGCUUCCAGCCCCAAACACUCUGCUACCAUCGAGCGUGGACCCCGCAUGAACAACACCCCCCAGCUCUCCUCCGGGCCCACCCUGAUUUCUGGUAGCAUCAAAGGUGCAGGAGGCGGCGGCGUCAUUGGAGGCAACAUGAGACACAACAGCAGCCACCCGUCUUUCUCGCACUCCUUCCACAACCUGGCCCAGCUGCCACCGUCCUACGAGGCAACCAUGAAACCUGAGAUCAACCGCUACAGCUCGCUGAAGAGGCUGGAGAAAGAACUCGAUGAGUACUCCAGCUACUACAGCUCCAAACGCCGGUCCAACAACGCUCCACCCUCCUUCCACUCCUCUCAGCACCACCUGCCCUGGGGAGGAGACUACAUGUCGGGAUCCAGAGGCACGCUACCCCUCCACGGCUCCCGGCCUCACCUCCACAUCCCGUCCUCCACUCCGAACCCGUACCCGCUGCCUUCCCAGACACAUUACACCAGCUCCAGCUUCGACAGGCCGCCGCGACGCGUCCGCUCCCAGGACCAGCUGCUGGCACUCGGCGAAGGCAACACGCUGUCCCGUUUGUCCAAGAACCAGCAACACCAGUACUACAAAGCCAUGAUGAGCACCAGCAGGAGCUCUACAUCACAGACACUCCGCAGGUCCCACGAGCGGCUCCUGGUCUCCCCUGACCGUCUGGAGGAUCGGCUGAUGGCGAUGGGUCUGCUGCCAGGAGCAAGUGAGCGAGGAGGAGGAACCGGGAUGGUUCCCACCAUGGGCCGGCUCAGCCACCACCAGAAGGCCCAGUCGCAGCAGAACAUUUGUGUCACACCGUCCAUGGACCGCCACCACAUGAUCAAGAUGAACUCUCACCCCACAUCAGGCCACGAGCACGACCGCAGUUCCACAGCCAUGUCUGGCAUGGGCAUGCACGGUGGCUGGGACUCCCACGGCGGGACGGGCGGAGGCCACCCCAAUGCCCGACGCAUGGCUUUUGCCAGCAAGAGGCAGAACACGAUUGAACAACUGCACUUCAUCCCCGGGGGAGGAGGAGGGCAGGGACUGCGGACUGGGAGUAAGAAUGAGGUGACAGUGUAAGAGGAAGAGGGAUAGCGAUGGAAGAGAGGUGAAGAUGAAAAGAAGCUGCAGACAGAAUGAAGAGAGGGAAGCCGCGAGGCGUUUAGUGUGACGAUGAGCAGGAAAAGGCAAAGAAGUGGUUUGAUAUCAGCUGGCUGCCUCACAGGGCUGCUCUCAGCUACACACAGCCCCCCUUCAUUAAAUAAAAAGUGGUGGAUGACAACAUUAAUCCCAUAGUGAGUAAAGCCAAUUGAUUCUCUCUUUGUCACUUGUGUAUUGAAAAAGAGAAAUUUCAGCUAUUCUUUGUAAAGGGAAGACAAAUGCCCGAGUAAAGAGCAGAAAAGAAGAAGAAAAAAAGAAGAAGCAGUUAAAGGCUGCUGGGUAUUCGCUGUGACUUUUAUUGAAGGAUAUCCGCUGAGUCAGAUUUGUUGAAUUGUCCUUGAGUUUUGUUGCUCUGUGCUCUGAGUCCUCGAGCGCUUCGACAGAGAUCCGUCUGUGAAUCGGCCGUGGAUGUCAGAGCGCCGAGGCAGAGGCAGACCCGUUUGCUUGUCUAUGUAUUUAUACAAAUAUUUAAAACCAAACAAGUUGCUUUUGUAUGAAAUUAACCUAAUACUACUACUACUAAUAGUAAUAAUACUAAUAUUAGCAUAACUGAGCCCUGUAGGAUUUUGUGUAUACUUAGUUGAAAACAUAUUUAUCCUUUAGGCAGCCACUUUGUAACCUAAAGACUGGUCACGUGAUCAGCCUGUUAUUUCUUUCUCUAGUUGUGAUUGGACCAUCAAAGUGAAACUGCUGAAACAAUGCAGCAGUCAUUUGAUUGCUUUAUAGCUCGAGUCACUCAAGCUAAACACAAAUAAGUAAAAUGAGCCAUUCAGAGACGAGAAGCAACUCAAACGGCUGCCAUAAAGGCCCAGUCACACCAGCAUGCCACAAUCAAGAAACUCCCAACAACCAAGUGCCAGUUUAUGAUGAAGGGAACGAUAAAAAGAAACAAGGCUGAGGAGCUGCUGUUCCAAAACUUUUCUGAAUCCAGAUGUUCUCCCGUGUUUCUGGUGUGACCGGGCUUUAAAGUCCACUUUGCAGUAUGAUUUUAGCUAACUAUGCUCUUGUACAGUGAAAUCUAGUGGGUGUAUAUCAUCUAUGAAACAUUGUGUAAUUUGUAGGCUAAGAAAGUUUUGAACUGAACCAAUCUCAUGCAUUUUAAUUCGAACCCUGACUGACCAAACAUCCUUCAACAACCGCAGGGUUUCCGCCAGCGGACCACAACCCCAGAACCUGCUGGGCCUUUUUAUAACAGCUACAACUGUUAAGUUAGCUAAUGUAUCUUAUUACCCAUAUUACCAUAACCCAUGUAGCAGCUCAGACAGCUCAAAGAACAAUGCAGAAGUAUGAAAAACAAAUAAAGAGCAUUGUUUAACUUGAAGGUAAAACAUUAGCUUUGGUGGACUUAUGCCCACCUUUUACAAAUGACAGCAGGCUGCAUGAGUCUCUGCCAUAGGUGAACAACUUUAAAUAAUGUGGAGCUCUGUUGGUGGUAUAGGGCACUAAACUCUUUUGUCUCCAGAGAUGCAUCUAUCUGCAUCACUGGGCAUUUGUGAGGCACCACUGAGAGUUAAAAACGGGACAAAUUCCAAGCUCCAGAAAAAUGAUCAGUGUGGCUGUUCUCCCAUCUGUUACAGCGAAGUUUAACAUCCCAGCAUUCAUGAAAAACAAGCUGAAGUUAGCAGGACGUUAGCUGAUCGUGUCGCGUGAACUUGGGUUAGUUGGCACAUGCCUGGUGUCUAGCUACAGUGCUAUAGUUACUCUAAUAUAGCCAGAUUAGCACAGGGAAGACGAAGGUUGAAGGUUAAAUUGUUCUUAAUUAGAGUCCAUGUUUCUGAUGAACAGAGACAAAUGCCAUCACUGGCAGGAGGACGACAGUAAAAAAGAGAAUGGCUCCAUCCAUAACACAAGAUUAUAAAAAACUGAAAAUGUCCUGAUCCUAAGCUUAACAUCCCCGCUGAGAUCUUAGUCGGCCCAACAGUGACUGAAACGUUUGGUGUCAGGAACACCGCUAGGCCAGCUACCCUACCCUAACCCUAGGCUUUGGAGAAGAAGAAGAAGAAGAAGAAGCCACUUUGUUGGAAAACAUCGAUUUGAAGUGAUUUGGGAUUCCGGUGAUUAAGGGAGUACAAUUUUUAAAAGCCAAAAAUUACAUUUUAAUAACACUGUUAAUGCUAUUAUCACAGGAUUAUUGGUAAUCCUGUGAUUAUCGUCUCCCCCUACAUGGUUAUUAAAGGCAUGUUACACGUGAAUGGUGCAAGUAAAAAGUUGUAAAAGCUAACUUAAAGUUUUUGGGGUCUCGUGUCUAAAACACUGCAGCCAUAGAUGAUAUAAAAGAUGGAUGUAGCUACUGUGAUGUCACCCAAUGGUUUGUGAAGUCUCGUUAUGAAGCCUCCAGAGGAAUGUGAAGAUGAUCACCGUUUUGGUGUUUUGAGUGACAAAAGACGUGCAGCUCCGUGAAGAUCUCCAUAGAUCUGAACAGGAUCAGGAAGCUGUGUCAGUCUUUUAUGUGUCUAUGACUGCAGCACGCUUCAAACAUGAGCACCUCACCCACCUCAUCAGGACACGUUUGGACCUAGAAAACAGGGUUCUUAUGUUACUGUUAUAGGUGAUUGAUUGAUUGAUGGUGCAGCGUUAAAUUGCAGCUGGGGUCAACAGGCUUUCUGGCGGAAACCCUGAACUGUUCAAAACUUUUCAUUGCAAGCUUGUAGAGAGGCCGAGGGUUUUGUUUCUGCCGCCGAGUGGUAUUAAACCGACCCUCCUGUACGUGCACGGCGCCACACGUUUUCCUGCAAGUUCAGCUGCUCGCCUCGUAUGAAGGGAAGGGUGGCAGAUGGGUUCAAGGCGGGGGGGGGGACAAUGGACACUUCACACCAAGGGCUAAAACAAAUUAUCUUUGUGUGUCUGUGCUCUGUACAGUCUCUGCUUCUCAUUUUCAUUUGUUCCUGUGCGUCGGGAGGCAUGCUCAUGCAUAUUUUCACAGAUUUUUUAAUUUUUAUUCUUCUUGUGUAGAGAGAAAAAAUGAAAUGCAAGGAAAUUGUGCGAAGCAAAAUAACUUUUGUGUACCAUGUAAAGACACACAACCAUUUUACAAAGUGGUGGGAGAAGUGUUGACCAUAAUGAUGUCAUAUUUUGUACAAUUCUUUCUUUUUUUUUGUUUUCUGGCUGUGAGAUGGACCUUCUGGCCACGCUGGCCGGAUUUUCAGAGAGGCCUUCCCCUCUCGAGUUGUAUUUCGAUAAAGACAGACAUGAUUGAUUACUGUGUGAUGCUACCUGCCAGCCAUUUUUAGUGUUUUAAUACAUGUGCUCACGUGUUAAUGGUUUCUGUAGAAAUUCUCCCUUGAUGACACUAUGAACGCUAUUAUCAUGAGCUCUCUUUCUUUCUCUUCUACUUAAACAUGUAUUUAUUUUUUUAAUCUCUGUGAGUUUUAAUGUAUAAUCCUGGAUUUUCAGUAUUAAAAUCUUUCUAGUGAAUUUAAAAGAAAAGAAGAAGAAAAACCCUUUGUAUUCACGAGAACAAAAAAGAGCCGAUGCAAUCCAAGAGAAAAGACGAAACGCAUGACGGUGUCAGAAGCCAGUGUUGGUGAUGUCAUAGUGCUGACUUAUGAUGUCACGGCGUGUAUGUGUGUAAAUGUACAUGCGUCUGUUUUAGUUUGUGUGCCCGUGCGUGUAACUCUCUGUCUUCUUACCCUCCUUAGGAAUGCUGAACUUCUUUUUUUUUUUGGCCCAAACUCAGGUCAUGUCUUCAGCACUCGAGUCAUGUUGUUCAUAUCAACAUGUAAUGAAAUUUAAAGGCCUGCCAUCAUUUUGUUUAUUCAUUUAUUUUUUUUAAAGACAUUAAUCAGUCCGCUUUUCUUGUGGAGCUCUGAGAACUUUUUAGACAUUUGAACAUGUAAAUUAUUGAAGGCUUUUAUUGUGUCAAGUUUUGGUGUUUAAAUAAGAGUUUGUGUCACUGGAAUUUUAAUUUAAAGGUACUUUUUGUAAAUUAUUGUGCUUCAGAAUAGUUUCAAACUUUCCAAAAUUAACCAAAGCUGUCAAAAAAAAAAAAUAUGAAGAACCAACAUUGUGACUUUAUAUCUAAAACCUGUGCUGUUUGUGUUUAACUGAUACCGAAUGAAGUUGAAAUAGGGCCAGGCUGUACUUUUGUGCAAUACCAGUUUGUACCACAAGGUGGAGCACUGAGUUAUGUAAUUUAAGAGCAGCAAACAUUUCAACUGCCUUUUCUUGACAUCUAGUCUUGGUAGAAAAAUAAAAAGUGAAAAGCUGUGCCAGGUUUGGAGACAUAAGUUCACCACUGGCUCGAUGUCCUUCAACAUCAGCUGGAGAGUUUUUCUCCCAGAUUUGUUUUACAUUAUUGAUUAGAACUAAUUUCAAUAAAACAUUCUUGAUUGAGAAAAAAAAUACUAAAUCCUUAAAAUGUGUCAUGUUUUUAAACAAAAUGGGCAUCCAGUAAUACUAAUCUAUGUACAUGGAGUGCCCACAACCAUUCAGUAACCAAAUUACUCAUAAAUCAAAUGUUGUAGUAAAAAAACAGAUAACCAGAUUAAUAUUUCUUUCUUUGUAAGUGAUGGUCUGGCUAAAUCUUUGUCGUACGUGGAAAUAAUGUCAACAUCAGUCCAUCUAAGAGGCUGUUUUUGCUGUCAUACACAUCUGCAGUUUAUUUAAAGAGGGACACUGUGAUGUCACCACCUGAUUUUUGAAGUCCUGCUCCGAAGCCUCGAGACAAGUAUUUUCUGCAUCACUAUCUCCGUGUUUUAUGAUGUGACGAGUGAGGCGCAGAGCUGACUGUGAAACUGCACUCAUUAGCUAACCGCCUGUGACUCACAAAUACAUCCCAGAUAAUCCUCCUUUCUGACGCUUAGAAGGACCAAAAUUUACAAAAUAGAAUCACUGUUUUCUUCAGUGAGAGAUUGAGACCAUAAACUGAUCAGGAAAGUGUUUACAGAGCUCAGGGCACUGGGCCGUUUUCCUGUAGACUGCGAUAAGACAGGAAGUCUUUUUUCCGACCACAGGUAUCGCCCCAUGCUGGCCAUUAAAAAAAAUGCAGGUGUAAGGCCUUUCUGCAUUGAUGUUACCUUUCAGACCUGAAGCUGUGUCCAUCUUUUACACUGUUAGAGGUCACAGACUGUUGGGUAGUGGCCUUUGAGAAAAUGGUGGUAGUUAAAAAGAAACAUCGGAAGUUAAACUCUUAAAAACACCCCAUUGUAAAAUGCUGCCCCCUGGUGGUGGUAGUAAUAAUCAAAUUGUGCCAGGGUUAAUUACAAAAAGUACCUUUAAUAUGCGUCUGCAAAAACUGAUCCUUUUUUAAAAGAAGCUUUCUCAUACAAGCUUAUUUCAAGAGAAUUUUAAAGGCACAGAAGUUAUAAACACGCAGCUUUCCAAAGCUACAGUACGGGCUAAAGAGGAGGGGGCUGAUUGCAUUUAAAUGUUUUUCUAUUGAGGGCAGUUGUUGCUGAAGUGGAGGAGAAUGUAAAGUGACCUGACUUUGGCUGGAAAAAGCUCAAACAGCAUGAGAAAGAGUGGAGGGUGUUUAUGACGUGUGAAUUCAGCCGUAUUUUUAAUGUUUCGCUCAUUUCUCAUCAUACUUUCAAAAGUCUGAUACAGAUGUUGUAAUCCAUGUUCAGUGCUCUCCUGUGUGUGUGUGUGUGUGUGUGUGUGUGUGUGUGUGUGUGUGUGUGUGUGUGUGUGUGUGUGUUUUAACCACUGGGGGGGGGGGUAUUGGGAGGCAUGGGCAAUUUGUAUUCUCAAAGCUACUCUGCAUACCUCAAAUUGUAUAAUACAUUUAUUUAUUACAUCCCCUUAUAUGUCUAUUUCCAAGAAUAUCCAGACAAAGGUCUCACAGAUGUGCAACCCUUUUGUUAUUGGUGAUCAAUUCUUGCGUU